Messenger RNA from [Candida] anglica, 2908 nucleotides. Lineage: Eukaryota; Fungi; Ascomycota; Pichiomycetes; Serinales; Debaryomycetaceae. The record is from the annotation of a GenBank genome assembly.
UGGGGAGCAGGAAAAUGGAGAAUAGAGAAUUUGCCUUCGACCCAAGAGUGACAUUCCCAACGGUUUAAUCUAAAAUAUAACACUCCUUCAUACAGUUAUUGAGAAAAUUAAAAAUUGUUUAAAAUCUCAAUCUCCAAAUUUUAGUAAUUAAUAUUACACCACAUUCACACAACCAACUUUCAAAGCUCUGCAACAAUGACAGAAGAGUCCAACAUAGAGCAAAAUGAAGGGGUUAAUAGUAAUAAAAGACAAAGAAUUUCUAAAGCUUGCGAUGCAUGCAGACGAAAAAAGCUGAAAUGUAACGGUGAAAUACCAUGUCGAGGAUGUUCUUCCGCAGAGGUCUGUACUUAUAGUGCUCACAAGGAGAGGAGGAAAAGAAAGGCUGCUUCCAAAGUCGACCCUCCAGUGAAUGAUUCCGAUCCCACAACCACCACAGCAGAUGAACCAACUCCGGGAUCCGGUAUAGCUAAUGCGGUAUCUAGCGCCACUCGUAAAACUAUUCAAGGACUUAAUUCAAGGAUCGCUUCACUUGAGUCUCUUCUUUUCACUUUGGUAGAAAAAAUGGAAGUGCCGCAAACGAAUGAAACUGGAUCCGAUCUGGACUCUCCUACAUCAAGUACAUCUACAGAAACAUCGCCAGAAGAGGCAACCACUCCACCCAAUGAUUUGACUACCGUUUCAAGUAGUAAGAAUGCAUUCACGAGAUUUACUGGUAUAGCAGGUCGUAAGAUGGCAAAGGCACCACCUGCAAAGGCAAAAUGUCAUUCUCUCCUUUGUAUAAUUACCGAAAAUUCGCUUCAAUGGAUUAAAUCAAAACUCAGAUUCCGAGAUAUCAGUCUUUUCUGGUCUCUAGAAAGACUACCCCUUGCAUUUAACGCUACCAUGUUGUCACUGGUGAGAUCGUGGAUAGAUACCCCAUCCAAGUCAAGAGGCGGCGCUAGUAUACGUCAUAAGAAGGAAUUGACACAGUAUGGUGAUUUCCCACUUGAUUCCAAACUUGUUUUUGGUCUCUUAAGUAGCUACUAUUCACGAAUAUCAGAUGCAAACAUAUUAUGCCACGUUGAUUUUAUCCGAGAAUUGUUUGACCGAUAUUAUGAAUCUGAAAAGGAACUGAGUAUUCGAAGAAAAUUCAAAUAUUCGGAGUUACUUAUUAUGAACAUUUCACUUGCAAUGGCUCUUGAAAAUAAAGGUGAUGAAUGGAACAAAGCCACUGAACUCUAUUCUGAUGUGGAAUUGAAAAAUUUCCAGCAAGUUUGGUUUGAAAGUUCUGUUUAUUAUUACGAUAAGGUUAAUGUUGUCAGUGAAGGGUUAAUAACAGUCCAAGCUAUUCUUUUGUUACUGUGUUACUCUAAUGCUCAUUACGCUACUGAUAUACAAGUAAAUAAUAUGUUGACAUCUGUUGCUAUACGAUUUGCUCAAGAAUUGGGAUUAAACCGUUUAGAGUUGAUUGAAAGCUUGCACUCAGAGCAGGCUGAAUUAUGUCGGGGAAUCUGGUGGUACUGUCAUUUCAUGGAUUUGGAUACAUGUUACAAGACUGGGAAACCAUUAUUGAUUAACCUUGAUGACGUCUCUACCUUGACAGAAUUUGACACUGGAUGUCCAUAUUCUGUACCUUCCGAUCCAAUAUUUACCAGAGAGUAUUUCAAUCAAAAUUUAAGUCAAACAUUGGUUUCUUUGUCUAUGGACAGUCCCCACGUUUAUUACCAUCAUUAUAUGCUCUUACUCAAUAGAAUCAGAGCAAAAAGUUACAACGAACUUUUCAGUGCCAAGGCAAGACGUACAUUAAUGAAUCUGCUUGAUAUGCAAGUUUCUGUGAUCUCUCGUAUCAAUGAAGAAAUGAUGAUCCUUGCAGACCUGAUGGAUCCAUUAUUUAGGCCCAUGUUGUACCCAAUGCAAGUUUCAGAACCUUCGAGCCCGGAAUUCAUACUGUUUUAUCGAAAACAUGAACAAUAUUUAUCUGAAGUAAGAUUGAUUUUCCAAAUGACCUUUUUCUCCCAUUUAAUGAUCAUAAAUCGAGUGCCGUAUCUUGCCAACUUUCCUAAUAUGGAAGAGAAUCUGUCAUAUUCUAGUUUGGCCUUUGUUGGUGCAAGAGCAUUGCUAAAUUCCUUGUUGGCUUCGGUGGAUGAAAACAUCAGUAAAUUUGUUGGAAAUACUAUCCAAGCAUAUGCAUUUAUUGCAUUUUUGAUUCUUCUUACACAAUACCUCAAUAGUAAGACAUCACCCCAUCUUGUUGAAGACUUUAAUUUACUUGCACGUGUCUCCAUGGAGGUAUUCUCCAAAGGGUGUGCUAGUAAGACAAAAGAAGAUUGGGAAAGAGAGAGAAUCGUAAACGCGAAAAAUGUCAUGGCUGUUCUACUGGCACGAGUAAUGUUAAAAAUUAUGGUGGGAGUUACUGAAUCUGAAUUAGGAUUGGAUUUAAUACAAGGAAACUCCAAACUACAAAUUCAUUUAGAUUCGUGUGAAUUAAUUUAUCCUGAAUUAUUUGAAAAUCUUGGUAACAAUGAAGUACCAGAUUUCUUCAAUGGAGUAUUAUUUUCUCAAAAGCAAUCAGUUUCUUCUACAGAAGGUAAGGUUGGAACUGUAGAUCUGGAGAGUAACUUUGGAUCGACAGAACAAUCUGACGUUGGUCACCAAACAAUGCCUCAAUCGCCAUUUAAUUUUCUGGUACCACUGCCAAUGCCUUCAUCUAGGCCACUGACAGAUCCAUUUUCUAGGUCAUUAUCUCAAUUCUCGCAAGAACAAGAGAUUAAUGAUGUUCAAUUAGCCGAUUUCAAUGAUGAUGCAAUCAGUAACCUACUCUAUUCACAAGCAUAUGGCUUUACAAGUGUUUUAUUUGAUGGACUUAAUCAGAGUAAUUGAUUUAAAUAGAAGUACAUCUCCUUUUCAUUUUUUUUUUUAAUAGAGCAUU